Messenger RNA from Athalia rosae (coleseed sawfly), 1468 nucleotides. RefSeq lists its product as uncharacterized. Lineage: Eukaryota; Metazoa; Arthropoda; Insecta; Hymenoptera; Athaliidae. Bases 854 to 1468 code for a protein of 204 amino acids. The record is from RefSeq and is a predicted model, not a curated record. The transcript is spliced from 2 exons.
AAAUAUAUUGGAUACUAAAAUGUUGUAUAUCAAACAUUCCUGCAAAUUUCUGUGAAGGAAUUGAAUACGUCUUCAGAUCUAUGUUCAAAGAUGGAGUUCUAGAGGACUUCUCUCUCGGAAGAGUGAAAUUUUCAUAUAUUUUAAACUACGGGAUUGCUCCCUACUUCCGCAAAGAACUAGAUAAAGAUUUAGCAGGUGUCUAUUUUACCAUUUGUUUGCCAAAACUACGAACAGUGGUGGGAAUAAAGAGCUGCAAGUAACCGUCAGGUAUUGGUCACCUGCUCAACAGAAAAUUAUCAACACUCAUUUGCAAACUGUUUUUAUUGGCAGCGCGACUGGAAAAGUGCUCCUUAAAAAACUCAAUGACGUGUUGGACAUUUAUUCUUUACCGCGCACAAAAAUGUUGAUGUUGGGGUGUGAUGGCCCAACCACUAAUCAAAAAGUGCUCCGUCUUCUCAAUGAAGAUUUAAUUCAAAGUCGAGGAAAAGCACUACUCCAACUUGGGACUUGCAAUAUUCAUAUACUCCAUAACGCGUUUCUUAAGGGGCUCGAGGCACUUGGUACUGACGCUUCAGAUCUGAUUAUAGCUAUCUAUUUUUAUUUCAAUGGCUGGCCUUCAUGCGUAGAAGAUUAUCGAACGGUACAGAAAAAACUCAAGACGCCGCAACAUUCGUUCAUCAAACACUGCUCAUCUCGGUGGUUGACUUUGGAGGGUGCUGCAAGAAGGUUGUUAGAACAGUGGCAAGCUAUCACUGAAUAUUUCUUGAAAUUUUUGCCAAAUAAAAAGUGAACUCGGUUUCUCUUCUGAAGACUCUAAUGGGAAGACUUUGCAAAGCUGCUGCCAUAAAAACUCAUGGUGCAAGAUCAUUACUUGAAUGCUUGCUCCCACAUACUGAAAAAAUCAGCCCUGGCUACUUCACCCUUCAUCAAACACUGCCGUUGUCUACAUCCCAAGGAAAGAACGUCAACACGUAGCUGUAACGAUAUACUCGUCUUGGCACGAGAUCCUCCCAUGGACAUUGCGAUAGAUUGUCCACUAGACGAAUCGAGAUUAUUGCAGGUUGAAAAGGAGAAAGAUAGCAGUAAAGAUGGCCGCAUAGACUCUUAUUGGUCACAGUUUUUCGAUAUGAAAAGUUUGUCCGGUAAUGAUAAAUAUCCCAACGUGGCUACCGUUGUCAAGGCUGUUUUGUCCCUUUCGCAUGGUCAGUUUGAUGUAGAGCGUGGUUUUUCAUCCUCAGCUCGUACGCUUACUGACGAUAGAGCUGCGAUGUCUGAAAAAACUCUCGACUCGUACAUGAUGGUCAAAAGUGCUAUGCAAAUGUAUGGGAAUGCACCUCAUCUAGUCCCCAUGACUAAGGAUUUAUUGGCCAGUGCGCGCAGUUCCUACAGCCAGGCCCAUCUUUACGCAUGGGCCUGCUGGGCCCGGGCCAGGGGCCCCGGGUUCCAGGGGGCCCCCGGCCCUGACUGA